CACUAAUGACAGUGGCCAAUCUACGUGAUAGAAGGGCACGCGACCGGCACGUUUUUAAUCAAUUUUCCACAAAAAAACCAAGAAAAUGAACACGAUUUUAAAGACCGCGGUCCGCAUGAACGGCCUCAGGGCUCUGCUGAACCCCGUGAAGAACAUGGUGUCCCUCACUAGCGCCCAAAACCCCACCCUGGUCGCGAGAAACCUCUGGCACCUCAGCUCCCAAAAGUCGAAGCUGCACAGUAAUUUGUGUAGUUGCGGCUGCGGGGGCUCCCGGGGGGCCCACACCAAAGGUAAGACUCAACCUGGGCCCCCACCGGUUACUAACCAAAGUUUCUUUUUAGCCGAAAAAGAGCUGGUGGAGUUUCUGACCGAGGAGAUCCUUGCCGAGAGGAAGGCACAGAAGGUUAAGGCCAUUCCCACCGAACUGGACGGGUUUAAGGCCAGUUUAAAUGGGGCCGAGGUGUCCCUCACCAAGAAGACUGACGCUGAAACCAUAACGAUAAGCUUCAAUGUGAACCACUCGGUGGACACUGAAGCUGAACCGGAAAUUCACCCGGACCAAGACAAGCCGGAAAUCGGGGAAUUAAAGUCAAAGCCCGCUUUUAAAAUUGAUUUGGUCAGGGGUGAGACUACUGUGAGUGUCUUAUGCUCGUUUGUGACCCCUAGUGACCAAGACGAUGGCUACAAUGAUGGUUUCGGCAUUGACGAGCUAAGCAUUUAUAACGGAGAAUGGAAUGAGAACAUUUACUCAGUUUCCGGGGAGGUUUUGGACUCAUAUUUAUACGACUUGAUCCUGAAUUAUCUGGAGGAAAAAGGCAUAAGCAAUGAAUUUGUGGAGAAAUUGUCCGAUUACAGUACCGCAUAUGAGCACUCUGCCUACAUAGGGCUCCUGGAGGGCCUCUCCAAGUUUGUUUCCAAUAAAUAGUAAAGUUGAGUGUGUUAUGUUUAAUUAGGUUUAAGGUCCAGUGUAAUUAUUUAGAUCUUAAGGUGUUUUUUUUAUGUAUAAAAAUUGGAAAAAUAAAUAAUUAUUUCAGUUAAAAA
Messenger RNA from Anthonomus grandis grandis, 1041 nucleotides. RefSeq names its product complement component 1 Q subcomponent-binding protein, mitochondrial (gene P32). Gene Ontology annotation, cellular component: mitochondrial matrix. The record is from RefSeq and is a predicted model, not a curated record. Gene Ontology annotation, biological process: cytosolic ribosome assembly. The transcript has 3 exons. The coding region runs from base 86 to 925 and encodes 279 amino acids. Lineage: Eukaryota; Metazoa; Arthropoda; Insecta; Coleoptera; Curculionidae.